Molecule: messenger RNA, 1339 nt
Organism: Habropoda laboriosa
Lineage: Eukaryota; Metazoa; Arthropoda; Insecta; Hymenoptera; Apidae
Product: oxysterol-binding protein-related protein 2
Exons: 9
Coding region: 1-1329 (442 amino acids)
Cellular component (GO): intracellular membrane-bounded organelle; membrane; cytosol
Molecular function (GO): sterol binding
Source: RefSeq, a predicted model, not a curated record
AUGGCCAACCAAAAGAUACAAAGACCGUACAGAACAACAUUACCAGUUCCGGGUCAUUCCGAGGUGAAUCUGUGUUCAGUGUUAUCACUGGGCAAAGAUCUCAGCAAGAUCGCCAUGCCGGUCAUCUUCAACGAACCGCUUUCUUUCCUUCAGCGUGUCGCCGAGUACAUGGAGUACGCUAAAUUGCUGAAAUUAGCAGCCAACGAGGAAACUCCUGUUGGAAGGCUACAGUACGUUGCCGCUUUCGCUGUGAGCGCUUUGGCUUCGAAUUGGCAGAGGCUUGGCAAACCUUUCAAUCCAAUAUUGGGCGAGACGUAUGAGCUGGAGCGCGAGGACUUCCGAAUAGUCUGCGAGCAAGUGUCGCAUCAUCCGCCUGUGUCAGCGUUUCACGCGGACUGCGAGGACUUCGUGUUCCACGGUAGCAUACACCCGAAAUUGAAAUUCUGGGGCAAAUCGAUAGAGAUACAACCGAAAGGCACCGUCACCGUAGAACUUCCCAGAUGGAGAGAAGCGUACACUUGGCAGAAUGUGAACUGUAUACUGCACAACGUGUUAGUGGGCCAAUUAUGGAUGGAGCAACAAGGCUCUCUAGAGAUCAAACAGUGUGGCGUAGCGAAUUUAAAAGCGAGCCUCACAUUCAAGAGCUCCAGCUGCAACGGGAAGGAUCUCCAUCGCGUCGAAGGCUUCAUAACGGAUCAAGAAAAGAGGAGACUCCUGUUUCUUUACGGAAAAUGGACGGAGAAAAUGAACGUCUGCGAGCCUUCGAUGUACGAGGAGGCGCUGGAGACAGUGAAACGCGAGGCGAAGAGUCCUCAGGGGAGUCCAGGACAUAAGAAGGUCCUCGCGAAGCUGCACAGCCUCAAGGUCGGGGCUUUUAAACCCUCUCAUCAGGAUGCAAUUGAAGAUCCAUCUGCAAGUAUAGACGGAGAAGACAGUCCAACGGUCGACUACAUUCCUGGAUCGACAACACUCUGGGAAGUUGUCCCGAGGCCGGCUAACAGUCCAGACAAUUAUCACUUCACAACGUUUGCAAUGUCGUUAAACGAACUGACACCGGAAAUGGAGAGAGUUCUGUGCCGGACUGACUCGAGAUUAAGGCCGGAUAUUAGGAAACUGGAGAAAGGAGAUAAAGACGGGGCUGCGUUUGAGAAAUCGAGGCUCGAAGAGAAGCAACGAGACACGCGUAAAGCUCGAAAGCACAAAAAAGGCGAGGAAUGGACGCCCAGGUGGUUCCAAUUAGGCGAGAAUCCGCACACGGGUCAUGCGGACUGGCUUUAUCGUGGGGGAUACUGGGAACGUAAUUACGGCAAUACGGAGGACAUAUUUUAAUAAACCUGAG